Molecule: messenger RNA, 1011 nt
Organism: Penicillium vulpinum
Lineage: Eukaryota; Fungi; Ascomycota; Eurotiomycetes; Eurotiales; Aspergillaceae
Product: glycoside hydrolase family 12 protein
Exons: 4
Coding region: 1-1011 (336 amino acids)
Biological process (GO): polysaccharide catabolic process
Molecular function (GO): cellulase activity
Source: RefSeq, a predicted model, not a curated record
AUGGUCUUCGGAGUAGGACUGUUGGUCAAUGCGAUCCUUAUAGCUAUCCCAGUUGGGGGGAGCGUAGGAGCUCUCAUGGGCAUUGAUGCCCAUAGAGCUGCUAAUGGUCAGAAGCCUCUAUUCACCGGGGAUAAUGAUGAUAGCACCAAUCCUGGAAAAGGCAACGGCGGCGACAGUACUGGCGGUGGCGGCGGUGGUCACCACACGAUCACCAACAACGGCGUGCAACACACUCUGUACUGCGAUCUCUCUUAUGGAAUCACCCCGCCGUCGAAAACAGAACAAUAUACCCUGAAUCCCAAUCAGUGGGGUGUGACAGCAGACUCGACUGGAAAUGGGCUCUGCAUGAAUAUCACGACGUUCGUCAACCAGACUUAUGCAGCCCAGACUGCUCCCGAGUUCUCCAUCACCUGGCAGUACGACCAUGGCCCUCCAACUAUGCCUGUCCAUGGAUACCCGAAUAUUCGCGUCGACAACGUCUUGCCAAAGCAGAUGGAUAAGAUCUCGGAAUUGAAUGUUGACCUGCAUUGGACAUACGGAGUGGGUGACAAGCCUGCCGAGUCAACAGAUGUCCAAGCGUUGGCGAAUGAAAACCUUGCUACCAACGUCGCCAUUGAUAUGUUCUUGGAUGCCGAUUCCGACAAAGCUACGAAUGCAUCUGAGGCGAACUUUGAGGUGAUGGUUUGGUUCUGGAUGUCAAACGAGGAGGCCCAGCCCCAUGGAUGGGGACAUCCGGGAAUCAACCGGACCUUGGAAGGAACGAACUUCACACUUUACACCGGUAAAAAUGACAAUGGGCAGCAGGUUUUGUCCUGGGUCCCGGAAACGGUGCUCGAGAGGUUCACUGGAGACAUUUAUCCUCUCAUCACCGAUCUCUACAACUUGGAAGGAGAUGAUUACCCAGCCAAAGACGACUUCCUUGGCAGUCUCAGUUUCGGAACGGAAGUUUACUCUGUGAACAACAAUGUCACAUUCUGGGCUGAGCAGUACAAGAUCGACAUUAAGAGUUGA